UCGUCAAAGUCAUCUAGUUUUCUCUCUAUGAAAACGCAGGGUUAGCAUGAUUUUGGCUACCGGUUUGGAGGACGAGUGCGACAGUGCGAAGAUCACGAUGGUGGCACACCAAAAACGUACCGUUUCGCCUUGGGAUAUCAUGGCUAGUCGACAUGUUGGCUCUUGUCGUAGUCCGCCAGCGACUCUGCUUCCCGCGGAACUUCUCAUCGAGAUAUUCAAGCAUACACUCCCGGAUGUGCACGCUUUCUGGAAAUUUGGCGCGCCCUUUGGAUUCCGACCUCAUUCCGUACCUCCCUCGGACGCUUCACUAUACCUACGCUCUCCCGUAGUUCUCAUCGCGGUCUGUCGGCGAUGGAAGGCGAUUGCAGAGGGCGCACCAGAGCUCUGGACUAGAGUUUUUGUGGAUGACUUCGAACGUCGGGAACUGCAUUGGGCGGCCCUCCAUGUGAAGCACUCCGUCGACCGUCCCCUCACAGUGCAUAUCAAUACCUGCAAAGGCAACAAGUCUGUCGAAUUCUGGCGUGAGAAGCACCCAUUGUUCACGCAGUUGCUGCACAUCGUCGUGCCACAUGCGCAUAGGUGGCAUGAACUCGUGCUCCAUGCGAAGUGGUUCACCCAACAACACUUUGACAUCCUUCUGUCAGCAUCCGUGCCAUCCUUGCAGUCUGCCAGAAUCGUCGAUGGUCCGUCCUAUGGAGUGGAGGAUGAGGCGUGGCGAUGGGCCUUAUCAUCGCCUGCUCUUCGCUGUGCCGCUCUCGCAAUACUGCCCCCACUUGAUGUCUCGUUCGGCUCCUGGCGUAGCGUUCGCGAGUUUAGCAUCUGUAACACCGCAUCUGCCGUCGCGCACAUUCUGCUUCUUCUGCAUAUCUGCCCACAAAUUGAGGUCCUCCACUUGGAGACGCUCGGCGACGCGGAAACGCUGCUAGCACAGCUGGUACCCAGGCUCCCACUGACUGUCAGUGCUCCAAACCUUCGAACUCUCAGCAUGACAUUGAGCUCUGUCUCGGAUGCACGCGAGUUCGUUGAACGCCUCCGGGAUGUGCCAUGCUUACGCGAUCUCGCGCUCAACGAUGACUCCACGGCCGCAAAGUCUCAAAUACAGACUCGAUUCUGGUCCUCUGUUGGGAAUCUGCUCGUGCGAUCUGGGGCUAAACUACAGCGCUUCGUCUUCACGGGGCGCGUGCAGCAGCUCGUUGACCUCCUCCAAUUGGAGCCCUUGUAUGAUCUGCAAGAGCUGUCUGCGUGCAGAAUGGCCGUGCCUAGCCGGUUCACCGACAUGCUGACCAUCGAUGAUACCAAGCGAUGGCUCCCUCACCUCGCGAAGCUAUCCCUGGGUACCUGCUGGAGCGACCCUCGGAGAACGCUGGAUAACAUGGUGCUAUCUCGUAAAGGCAUUCUGCGCGCCCUGCACAUCCAGACACUAGCGCAGCCCUACGACACGACGAUUUUGAAGGAGGCGGGAAAAGAGUGGCUUGCUCUUACUAUAGGACCUUGACGAAAGGGAGCAUCCAUUGCUGGGUGCUCCGAAGUUGACAUAUCACGCGUGGUGCACGUGAUAGCUAUGGGGUAACAACGCGGUGGUCGUUGAAUCCGAACGGUGGUCGCCUGGACGGACUCUGCUGCGGUCGCACCGACUGAUGAUGAGAUAAUCUCUAGCGUACACUUCGCGUUGUUUUUCUACGAUAGCCGAGCAGAAGAAUUGCGGAUUUUUGUUGUUGUUG
Schizophyllum commune H4-8 is the source of this 1721-nucleotide messenger RNA. RefSeq lists its product as uncharacterized. Lineage: Eukaryota; Fungi; Basidiomycota; Agaricomycetes; Agaricales; Schizophyllaceae. The transcript has 2 exons. The coding region runs from base 47 to 1495 and encodes 482 amino acids. Gene Ontology annotation, molecular function: protein binding. The record is from RefSeq and is a predicted model, not a curated record.